Endocarpon pusillum Z07020 is the source of this 3543-nucleotide messenger RNA. RefSeq lists its product as uncharacterized. The record is from RefSeq and is a predicted model, not a curated record. Bases 1 to 3543 code for a protein of 1180 amino acids. Gene Ontology annotation, biological process: intracellular signal transduction; protein phosphorylation; microtubule cytoskeleton organization. Gene Ontology annotation, molecular function: protein serine/threonine kinase activity; tau-protein kinase activity; ATP binding. The transcript is spliced from 3 exons. Gene Ontology annotation, cellular component: cytoplasm. Lineage: Eukaryota; Fungi; Ascomycota; Eurotiomycetes; Verrucariales; Verrucariaceae.
AUGUCUUCUGCAGCUGCGCAGUCCAAUUCUCAGCGCAUGCAAGCACCGCCGUCUUCAUAUUCUCCUGGCGUAGCCGCUCGACAGUAUGCCCAGCAGUCGCCGCAAAGCCGAGAUCCUUACUAUACGAACCAGAACCCCUCAGCAUCUGGCACCAGCCAAUCACCACGACGGCAAGAUCGGCAGAGUGCCUUCGAUAGUCAGGUGGCCUCGCCGUUAUCGCAGCCUUACUCGUCGCCCUCCACGAAUGCUUAUGUCUCUCCUGGCAAUACAACGUAUGGAGGCGCGCAAACGAGCAGUCGCCAUCAUCCAACGGCCUCUGAUCAAUACGAUGGACCGCCCGUACCCCCACCCAGAUCAUCUUCUCAGCAGCCAAGCUCACCUGCCGUAGCCGCUCCGUCCACAGCGCCACUCGAGACAAGAGCGGCAACGGCAAGACAAUCAAGGCAGACUGCAAACGACGCACGUCUUUAUGAGGGACGAAGUCCUGGUCAGAAUUCUCAGAUGGCCAAUGAUGCUCGAGAUAUGAGUUCAAGCACUACUACCUCAGCCUCGCAUGGUCGGCGAAGAGGACCAACAACACCCGAUGGCCCUCAGACUGCAACAAGCACAAGAGAACAAGCGAAGCAUUCGCACAUUUCUGGACAGGCUCGAUCUGAGGGUGGUAUGGUAGCAGUUGCUCCUCCAGCAUCUCUUACGCGAGAGAAUAGCGAGAUCAUCAACAGGGUAGUGGUUUCGAAUCCGGUAGUUGAUAUUGCACGCGUGGAAGACAGAAUGGCUGAGGCUCGCCCUGCACCAGUGGCAACGGAUAACACCGCUGGAUCUGGCAUGGCCUCGAUGGGAAGUGAGGGUAUGGAUGAUGGUGGGCGAAGAAGGCAGGAUUAUUCAAAACAGUCGACGAGACGAAAAGAUGUGCAAUUUGGAGAAUAUAUGCUAGGUCAGACGCUUGGUGAAGGAGAGUUUGGCAAGGUCAAGCUUGGUUGGAAGAAAGAUGGUAGCGUUCAGGUUGCUAUCAAGCUCAUCCGUCGUGAAAGUGUCGCCACGAACCCUAGCCGCCUUCCCAAGAUCUACCGAGAAAUAUCCAUUCUGCGCGAGCUGUCGCAUCCGAACAUUGUGCGAUUGCAUGAGAUGGUGGAAACUGAUCGACACAUUGGCAUCAUCCUGGAGUAUGCCUCGGGAGGUGAACUUUUCGACUACAUUUUGAAUCACCGCUAUCUCAAGGAUCCAGCUGCCAGAAGACUGUUUGCGCAGCUCGUCUCGGGGAUUGGUUACCUGCACAAAAAGGGGAUUGUCCAUCGAGAUCUGAAAUUGGAAAACUUGCUACUGGACCGCAACCGCAACAUUAUCAUCAGCGACUUUGGCUUUGCCAAUACUUUUAACCCUGCCGAUGAGCUAUCAGACGAAAUUGUGUACAAUCUCAGCAAUCGCGAGUUUGUGAAGAAGUAUCGGCUGGACCGCCAAGACGAGAGAGGGAUGAGAAAAGGAGACCUGAUGCAGACAAGUUGUGGAAGUCCAUGUUAUGCUGCUCCUGAGUUGGUGGUCAGUGAUUCGCUCUACACUGGGCGUAAGGUCGAUGUGUGGAGUUGUGGUGUGAUCCUGUACGCCAUGCUCGCAGGGUAUCUGCCAUUUGAUGAUGAUCCGGCGAACCCAGAAGGCGAUAACAUCAACCUUCUAUACAAGUACAUUACCACGACUGCGCUUACAUUUCCAGAAUAUGUCACUCCUCACGCAAGAGACCUUUUACGGAGGAUUCUUGUUCCAGACCCUCGAAAGCGUGCCGACUUGUUCGAGGUGGCGAGGCAUAGCUGGCUGAGCGAAUAUCACCAUGUUGUUUCUCAUAUCACAAGUAGUACUACCAACAUUGCAGACAUUGCAAACAGUACUGUUCCAUCUGAAAACCAAGAAGAAAUGCAAGCAUUAGCGCGGAGUGCCUCGGUCCGCGAACCGACAAAAACAACAAACCCAAGCACACCAUCCCCUGUUGGAGCUUUGAACCAGCAAGCCAAUCUUGCCCGGGUCGACGAGGCAGAAUCGAGCGCACAAAGGGGCAGUGUGAAUCGACACACCAUCCAGCCAGAAUAUGUUGAACCUCAAUCACAUACUACCCGCGGUGAAGCACCUGCCACAUCUCCAGCUACGCGUGCGAGAAGUGGCAGUCAGGGACCUGCUGGCGCUGCAACCCAGCUACCUACCCGAUCAAAGCCUUUGCCUCAGGAACCAUCUGUUGCGAACGAAGCCACGAAAGUCGCAGAUUACCCCAUGAUCCCGCCCAGCAAUGGUCAACAGAGAAUGCCUCCUCCUACACGGCCAGCAAGAGAUGUGCCUCGGUCGGUAUCUGACACCGCAGGCGCGUUCAGCGUCGCAACGUCACAGCCUCCCAUGACCAAGACUCAAGCCAGUCGACCCAGUACAGGCAAUGCACCAGUUACAUCAGCCUCUGCUCGGUCUGAUCCGCGUCUUCCCACCAGAGGCUCUUAUGGACAGCCUGUUGCUCCAACCGUGGAGGCUGCAAACGCACACGGUAAAGUGACCCAGCCGACGAAUGGAAGAGGAUACAACAUCUCUGCUCCCAUACCACAACAUGGCCCCAGUCAGUCGAUCAGCCGUGUUCCCGUGCCCGUCCGGAACAAUGAUACACCACCGCAAGUGCAAACUCCCCCGACUAAAACCCAUCACAGGAGAUCAAGCACUUUGAGUGGUCUAGGUGAAAGGUUGUUUGGUAGAAGUAGCUCGGUCAAGUCUGGGAAGCAACAAGCAGAGAAGUGGAAAAAGGAGAGAAAGUAUCCGCCAACCAGUAUGAAAGAGCCAUAUCCCAUCGAGAACCCGCAACGCACUUCAACCGAUUCGAAACGCUCCUUCUCGUUCGUGAUGGGCAAGAAGAAGAGCAUGGACCUCGAAUCCCAACAGCAACUAGACGAGAAACCCAAAAGACUUUCAUCCCUGAUACCAGCUACCUUCUCCUUUCGAGGUUUGAUGGGUGGAAGUAAGGAAGAAGACACUGAAUCUGAGUCUCCGGCCCCAGAAGUGGGAGAUUUCCCACAGCCACCAACUAGUAGUACUCAAGGGCGUCCUUCCACGAGUCAAGCUCCAAGACCGUCAGGCCAAUACCCUCUAGAACAAGAGCCGUCUCGGACUCGGACUCAGACCCAACCUGUUGGGCAGGAUGGUCAGCAAGACCAGCCUCGACCUCCUCGAACCAAUUUCUCGAGACCACCACAAUACCAGUCGGCACCCCCGCAAGUCCCAACUGAUGCGUAUGGCGGUACGGGAGUCUAUACUGGAUCAGGUGGAGCUUAUUUACAGCAGUACGGAAGCAGCACUAACCCAACACGUCCUCUCUAUCCAGAAGGUUUCAACAGCCAAGACGUUUCCCGACCUUCAACGCAGCAAAACCGUCAAGGUAAGGGAGUGCUACAAAAGAACAACCGCAACUUCAACAAUUCCUACGACCAGGGACCGAGUCGGCAUGAGGGUAGCUCUGGCCCGGCCCGCAAGGUGAUGGAUUAUUUCCGACGACGGAAGGUGAAGCCUGAGACUUACCAGUGA